Molecule: messenger RNA, 1530 nt
Organism: Salvia splendens (bonfire salvia)
Lineage: Eukaryota; Viridiplantae; Streptophyta; Magnoliopsida; Lamiales; Lamiaceae
Product: serine/threonine-protein phosphatase PP2A-2 catalytic subunit
Exons: 6
Coding region: 324-1244 (306 amino acids)
Molecular function (GO): protein serine/threonine phosphatase activity
Source: RefSeq, a predicted model, not a curated record
AUUUCGCAUUCCAACAUUUCGUCUCUGUCUUCACACACAAACACACAACACACGGAGAUCUCCAUUCAAAUGUAUAUUUACAGUUCCUAUUUGUAGAAAAAAAAUUCCAAUUAAUUUAUCAGCUUUUCUGUAAUCACAGAAUGGCGGUGAAUUUCAGCUGGAAAAAAUCAUGAGGGGAAGGAGCUUGUGAUUGUUUUUCUUAGCAAUCUCCGAUUCUAGAUCUCCGUCGAUUCGUCGGCGGAAAUAAUUUUCUGUUGCGUUCUUGGAUUCAAGGACUUUUAGAUCGGUAUUUAGGCAGCUAAUAGAUUUUUUUUGAGGCAAAAAUGCCGGGGCAUGGGAAUCUGGAUAGGCAAAUAGAGCAAUUGAUGGAGUGCAAGCCGCUAUCGGAGGCGGAGGUGAAGAUUUUGUGCGAUCAGGCGCGGGCGAUUCUGGUGGAGGAGUGGAAUGUGCAGCCAGUGAAAUGCCCCGUCACUGUGUGCGGCGAUAUCCACGGACAAUUUUACGAUCUGAUCGAGCUGUUCCGGAUUGGCGGCGAUGCUCCUGAUACGAAUUAUCUCUUUAUGGGGGACUACGUAGACCGUGGGUACUAUUCUGUGGAGACGGUCACACUCUUAGUAGCCUUGAAAGUUCGUUAUAGAGAUCGAAUCACAAUCCUCAGAGGAAACCAUGAAAGUCGGCAAAUCACUCAAGUGUAUGGGUUCUAUGAUGAGUGCUUGAGAAAGUACGGCAAUGCCAAUGUAUGGAAGUCUUUCACUGAUCUAUUUGAUUAUUUGCCGUUGACAGCACUUAUCGAAAGUCAGGUCUUUUGUUUGCAUGGAGGUCUUUCACCAUCACUGGAUACCUUGGAUAACAUUCGAGCUUUAGACCGCAUACAGGAGGUUCCACAUGAAGGACCAAUGUGCGACCUUUUAUGGUCUGAUCCAGAUGAUCGCUGCGGAUGGGGCAUAUCACCACGUGGGGCUGGCUACACCUUUGGACAGGAUAUAGCUGCUCAGUUCAACCACACGAAUGGCCUCACCCUAAUUUCAAGGGCCCACCAGCUUGUGAUGGAGGGUUUCAAUUGGUGCCAGGAAAAGAAUGUGGUGACAGUGUUUAGCGCCCCAAACUACUGCUACCGUUGUGGAAACAUGGCUGCAAUACUAGAAAUCGGGGAGAACAUGGAGCAGAACUUCCUUCAGUUUGAUCCAGCUCCCCGGCAGAUUGAGCCUGACACAACCCGCAAAACUCCAGACUACUUCCUGUGAGCUCCGAGGUCAGUCAAUAUUACGGUGGAUGUGUCUUAAGAGGAAAAAGAAAAGUAUUGUUAUUCGAGGAUUACUGUCGACGGCAUUCUUUGUUUGGAGUUAGGACCUGCUCCCGAAUUCCCGUUUCGUUCUCUCCGUAACUAACCAUGGCAGGGAGAAUGUUUUGUAUAUUUUGCCCCAAAUCCAACUCAAAGCUGAAAAGCAAUUUAUAUGGUGUUAUGUAAUUUAAAAAGGCUUUGAUAGGAUCCACAUUUUUAGAAAGAUCACAAAUAGCAUUGAAAAUAAA